AUGUACCAUCUGCAGAAAGUCAAAGUGUUCAUCGGUCCUUACUGUGAUGCAGAAAUGGACGCUGUUGCACGAAUGGCAGCUUUCUGGAACAUACCAGUCAUCGGCUACAUGGCAGCUUCGAAUUCAUUGUCGGAUAAGAAGGCAUACCCAACACUGGCUAGGGUCUCGCUACGGACUACGAGCUCGUUAGCAGAAGCCACCUGUGCACUACUACGUCACUACGGAUGGAUCAAGGUAGCAAUCGUUACUAACACUGGCACCUUGGCAUAUGAUCGCACGACUGCUUUCGAGGAAGUUUUUCAUGCACGGCAAAUCAAAGUGAUCAAAAAGGUAUUGCUAUUUUUGCGUCUAAGGACACAGAUGAGCAAACCAACGAUAUUGGGCGAGCCGUAUCUUCAGACAACCACCUGGGCCAAUAACCAAGGGUGA
Cooperia oncophora is the source of this 429-nucleotide messenger RNA. NCBI's taxonomy places the organism in Eukaryota, Metazoa, Nematoda, Chromadorea, Rhabditida, Trichostrongylidae. The record is from the annotation of a GenBank genome assembly.